Uranotaenia lowii is the source of this 1997-nucleotide messenger RNA. It is a transcript of the gene BckdhA, whose product is annotated as 2-oxoisovalerate dehydrogenase subunit alpha, mitochondrial. Gene Ontology annotation, biological process: branched-chain amino acid catabolic process. The record is from RefSeq and is a predicted model, not a curated record. The coding region runs from base 248 to 1555 and encodes 435 amino acids. Lineage: Eukaryota; Metazoa; Arthropoda; Insecta; Diptera; Culicidae. The transcript has 2 exons. Gene Ontology annotation, molecular function: oxidoreductase activity, acting on the aldehyde or oxo group of donors, disulfide as acceptor.
UCACUGUUAAAGCUAAUUCGAUUGGUUAAAAUUUCUUCUUCUUAACAUCGUGCAUGCGUCUUUCUUAUCAUGUGCGCAUCGAAUACAUGACAGAGCGACUUAUUCGCGAGUAAAUUCGUUCAACGCAGUUCAUCAGCAGAGUGUUGUCAACAGGUGGUGAUAAUUGAUCGGAUCAUUGACGUAACAAUCAAGAAACAAGUUAUUCUAAAUUUUUCUAAUUUUCUGGUCCUAAACUUGAUAGACGAAUAUGUCGCUUUUACGUUCUGUAAGUCAAUUAACCCGAUUUAUCGCAAGAAAGAAUUUGGCCACGCGAUGCUUGACAACCAGUAUAAAGCCUGAAUCUUCGAAUACUUCCGGUGGUGACUUUGCCAAAUUCCCGGGCGCACGAGCUGCGUUUGUAUCUAAACCGUCGCUUUCAUUGCCAGAACAUGUAGAAUCGAUCCCCAUCUACAGGGCCAUGAAUGCCGAAGGGAUCGUGGAAGAUUCCAGCCAAGAUCCCAAUCUUAGUCGGGAAACCGUGCAGAAGAUGUUCCGGGAUAUGGUUCUGCUGAACACAAUGGACAAGAUUUUGUAUGAAUCCCAACGGCAGGGUCGUAUCUCAUUCUAUAUGACCAACUUCGGUGAGGAAGCCAGCCACAUUGGGUCGGCUGCUGCCUUGAGUCCCGAAGACUGGGUAUACGGUCAAUACCGGGAGGCUGGAGUCCUUGUCUGGCGUGGAUUCACCAUAUCGGACUUCAUCAACCAGUGCUACGGCAAUCAAGAGGACCUCGGCAAAGGUCGUCAGAUGCCGGUGCACUAUGGGUCUAGGAAAUUGAAUUUCGUAACAAUUUCUUCGCCCUUGGCCACACAAAUCCCGCAGGCCGUCGGUGCAGCGUAUGCCUUUAAGAGAGAGCCGAAAAACGACCGUUGUGUGGUAACAUACUUCGGGGAAGGUGCGGCAUCCGAAGGCGAUGCCCAUGCAGCUUUUAAUUUUGCCGCCACUCUGGAUUGCCCGGUGAUCUUGUUCUGUCGUAACAAUGGUUUCGCAAUUUCGACGCCCUCCAAAGAACAAUAUCGAGGUGACGGAAUUGCGGGUCGAGCAGCUGGCUAUGGAAUUGCAGCAAUUCGUUUCGACGGAACGGAUGUGUUUGCCGUUUACAAUGCCACAAAACUGGCGCGUGAAUACGUACUCAAGAAUAACAAACCAAUCGUUAUGGAAGCGAUGGCUUAUCGCAUUGGCCAUCAUUCGACCUCCGAUGAUAGUACCGCAUACAGACCGGCCGAAGAGCUUGAAAUCUGGAACACGGUUGAGCAUCCGCUGAACAAAUUGAAGAACUACAUGAAGAACCGUGAAUGGUUCAACGAGGAAGAGGAGGAGAAGUACGUGAAAGCCGUGCGGAAACAGGUGCUGGCCCAGAUUAACCAAUCGGAAAAGAUUCCGAAGCCGGAUUGGCGCGAGUGCUUCCAGGAUGUGUACCAUGAAAUGCCGCAACAUCUGAAGGAACAGCUGAAGCAGAUGGAGGACCAUGUCGAAAAACACAAGGAACACUACCCCUUGAAGGAUUUUAAAAACUAAUUUUACCGAACUUUAAACACUUGUUAUUUGGAAGGAUCGUGUACGGGUCACGUGCGAAACUUGUGUUUUUUUUUUCAAACAAUUUUAGAACUCAGACUGUGUUUUUUCAAGAGUUAAAUGUAACUAAAUAUUUUAAAUUUGUGAUACAUUCUACAUACAAUGCAUUCUACUUCAUAAUUCGAUACGAUUUGAAAUGAAUUUUGCUUUUUUGUAUUUCUAAAGGAAGUUGCCAUAACGCCAAAGUAAGCACGUUAUCCGUACACUCUUCUGGUACAAAACAAAAUGCAUUUAUUAUCUUUUAGCACAUAACAGAGAACAGUUCUCGAUUCAUGAUGUCUUCCGAAAAGAGAUAAAUAAAACAAUAAUGUUGUAAAACAGCAUUAAGUUUUCUCAAACGAACAAAAAUUAUACUAUACACAUACAGUAAAAAAGUUGUAUUUAU